AUGGCAUUCGCGAAGGAAGCAAGAGAUCUGCUCAUAGAGUGCUGCGUGGAGUUUAUCACGAUGCUGUCAUCUGAGGCCAACGACAUUGCGGAGAAGGAUGCGAAGAAGACAAUAGCUUGCGAGCAUAUCACAAAAGCGUUGCAGGAUCUUGGUUUUGGAGACUACGUGCCGGAGCUGCUGGCGGUUGCGGAUACUUUCAAGACUUCACAAGUGCAUCGCGAGAAAAAGCAAUCCAAGAUCGAACAAAGUGGCAUGACGAACGAAGAGCUCAUACGAGCUCAGGAGGAACUAUUCAAGUCUGCCGGGGAGAAGUACAAUGCCGCUUCUCCAACAGAGGGAUGA
Messenger RNA from Saxophila tyrrhenica, 342 nucleotides. RefSeq names its product negative cofactor 2 transcription regulator complex subunit ncb2 (gene NCB2). The transcript is spliced from 2 exons. The record is from RefSeq and is a predicted model, not a curated record. Bases 1 to 342 code for a protein of 113 amino acids. Gene Ontology annotation, biological process: negative regulation of transcription by RNA polymerase II; RNA polymerase II preinitiation complex assembly. Gene Ontology annotation, cellular component: negative cofactor 2 complex. Gene Ontology annotation, molecular function: protein heterodimerization activity; TBP-class protein binding; RNA polymerase II general transcription initiation factor activity. NCBI's taxonomy places the organism in Eukaryota, Fungi, Ascomycota, Dothideomycetes, Mycosphaerellales, Extremaceae.